Cyprinodon tularosa is the source of this 2299-nucleotide messenger RNA. RefSeq names its product secretion associated, Ras related GTPase 1B (gene sar1b). Gene Ontology annotation, cellular component: endoplasmic reticulum exit site; COPII vesicle coat. Gene Ontology annotation, molecular function: GTP binding; GTPase activity. NCBI's taxonomy places the organism in Eukaryota, Metazoa, Chordata, Actinopteri, Cyprinodontiformes, Cyprinodontidae. Bases 214 to 810 code for a protein of 198 amino acids. Gene Ontology annotation, biological process: intracellular protein transport; membrane organization; endoplasmic reticulum to Golgi vesicle-mediated transport. The record is from RefSeq and is a predicted model, not a curated record. The transcript has 7 exons.
CAGGAAGCGGCAGGGCAGAGCAGCUCUGGGGAGCAGCAGAACAGCCAUUGCAGUGUCGUGGCUCAGUAACAAAAUACGAAAGGGAGCUGAGGAAGACCUGGCAGCCACUUUCCCUGUUCCCCCUGGCCGGCAGGUUGAUUUACAUGAUUAUUAGAGCGAAGAAACUCUGCGAAUAAACCAACAUCUAAACAAACGAAUUUAACAGCUCCGGAUAUGUCAUUCCUAUUUGAUUGGAUUUAUAGCGGUUUCAAUAGCGUACUACAGUUUUUAGGACUGUACAAGAAAUCCGGCAAGUUAGUAUUUCUUGGCCUGGACAAUGCUGGCAAAACAACGCUACUGCACAUGCUCAAAGAUGACAGAUUGGGACAGCAUGUGCCAACUUUACACCCCACAUCAGAGGAGCUGACGAUUGCUGGCAUGACAUUCACCACCUUUGACCUUGGAGGACAUGCACAAGCCCGGAGAGUGUGGAAAAACUACCUCCCUGCCAUCAAUGGUAUCGUCUUCCUUGUGGAUUGUGCAGACCUUCAGAGAUUGGCUGAAUCAAAAACAGAACUUGAUGCAUUAAUGACAGAUGAGACCAUUGGAAACGUGCCUAUCUUAAUCCUUGGCAACAAAAUUGACAGGCCUGAAGCUGUGAGUGAGGAGAAGCUGAGGGAAUAUUUUGGAUUAUACGGACAGACGACAGGCAAGGGCAAUGUCCCUUUGAAGGAGCUGAACACAAGACCACUGGAGGUGUUCAUGUGCAGCGUGUUGAAGAGGCAGGGCUACGGCGAAGGCUUCCGCUGGCUUUCCCAGUACAUCGACUAAAGAGGCCCAGUCCCACAACUCUCCGCCAUCUGCGACACUACCGUCUAGGGGGCGCCAAAACCAGCCAAUCAAGACGCCCAUCAUUACCAUCGUUACCAUCAUACUCAGCCUCAUGUUCGGUUAAUCAAGUCUGCCUCCGCCUUCAGAGAAACCAGUACGACUCGAUCCCAAUAGACUUUUAUUGGUCGAACAUUUGGUUCCGCACUUACUGCGUUCAUACAUGUUUGCGCACAUUCAUCUUUUUCUUUUUUCUCCAACAGCAAAGGGGUUCCCGCUCAAAUGGUAGAAUCUUUUCUAUAACAUGUCUGUCAUUCGCUGUCCUGUCCCUCCUCUUCCUCGCUGCCAUUUGUCAAGUGUGAUGAUAGACUCAUGAAAUUAAUCUCUGUAUGAUUCUAUUGGUAAAUCAGCCACCUUCCCCCUUGUUCAGCUCCUCUGGAGCAAAUGAGAGACAGCUAUUUAGUUGAAUACAUAGCAGUACACUUUUUUUUUAACAGAUAGUUCAUUCCACAUUGUAUUUAAUCAGUGUUUUUGCUUUGACUUGUUUUCUUUCUUUUCCCUCUUUUCAAUAUGGUUUGGGUAAAAGAAGAUGCAACCACAGCCCUUACCAUCACACAUUUGGCCGUUUCACCUGUGUAUAUUAGUGUAUCAUAAAUUAGAUUCAUAUCUUUUAGUGGAAGUUGACAAAGGUUUGUUUCAAGCUUCUUUCUGAACCACAGAACAGCUCUGAAUGGGUCCAAAUUGUGGGCUACCUUUUUAACAAGGACCAUUAGGUUGCAAUCCUACUAAAAAGGGGAGGGGGGGUGUUUUCUCGUUUUAAAUAGGAAAUUAAACUGGCUACAACUCUGGCAACGUUUGAUAAAAUUAUGUAGAUAUCACAAGGGUCAGCUGACCUAAAGACAGAUAUUUAAAGUACUUAAAACUUUGCAAUAAACGGGCUGAUUAUAACCUGCCAUAAGACAUGCGGGGAGGAAUAAACAGACAGUGGUUAAAAAAUUAGGCAAUAGUAGAAGUCAUGCAGAAAAUGAGACCGUUUAACAGGGUGAAUUUAGUGACCAAGUGAACACAGCAGAGACUGGUAGGCCUAGGACACCUCUAACAAAGGGACCAUAUAUUAUAUAUAUGAAAUGUACACAAACAUCGUACAUGGAUUUUCUACUUCUAAGUGGUAUCCUUUGGAAUAUGUGCAUUAACAGGAACUAUUAUGCAUGCCUUGUUCUUUUGAUUAUUUUCAAGGACCAUUGACUAUAAGAGGGGAGACGAUGCCAAAAUUACCAACUAGAGAUGAUUGUCAUGUUUUCUUUUUUUUGUUUUUGUUUGUUUUUUUAAGGAAACAAUGGAUAUGUGCAUAAUAUACUUUAAUCUGUCUCUGUCCUUGUGUCUCUUUCAUUCCCUCAAGACUAAGAAAUGAGCUGUUCCAACAUUGAUGGGACUUGCUGUUUGCAUCAUUAAAGAAAAUGUAAUAAAUGUUUGCAAUGAAUGAUCGGCCCAA